Messenger RNA from Xenopus laevis (African clawed frog), 695 nucleotides. It is a transcript of the gene lsm2.S, whose product is annotated as LSM2 homolog, U6 small nuclear RNA and mRNA degradation associated S homeolog. The record is from RefSeq and is marked validated. The coding region runs from base 90 to 377 and encodes 95 amino acids. Lineage: Eukaryota; Metazoa; Chordata; Amphibia; Anura; Pipidae. The transcript is spliced from 5 exons.
AACGGCGAAUGAGCGGAAGGCGUUUCGUGCUUAGCGGUGGUUGUUCUAGUCUGUAGUUUCCCGACAGAGGCGUGACUGCAACAGGAACGAUGCUUUUCUACUCCUUCUUCAAGUCUCUAGUAGGGAAGGACGUGGUGGUAGAGCUGAAGAAUGAUCUGAGUAUCUGUGGUACUCUACACUCCGUUGAUCAGUAUUUGAACAUUAAGCUGACUGAUAUCAGUGUAACAGACCCAGAAAAGUAUCCACACAUGUUGUCCGUGAAGAAUUGUUUCAUCCGUGGAUCUGUUGUGCGCUAUGUACAGCUUCCUGCUGAUGAAGUUGACACUCAGCUUCUCCAGGAUGCUGCACGGAAAGAAGCUGUUCAGCAAAAGCAGUGACCUACAAGAGCUGAAAGGGUGGGAGCUGGUUCACAAGCAGUGAUGGGUGUUGUCAACUGCCUGUAUUUCUAUAAGGCCAUGUAUAGGAGCCAGCAGCAACUUCUUACCUGUUAUACAGGUUUCACAUUCUUUUUUUUUGUAAGAGACCCACUUUUUUUUCAUCCUAAUUUAUGAAGUUUCAAAUGCAAUGACUUGUAAUACUGUUCACUUUUGAAUACAAGCUAGGCAUUUUGCUCUGCAAAGACGUGGUCUCAGAUAUAUUUGGGGAAGACCAAGCCCCAAGGUUUUCUUUUUGAUUAAAUAAAGUCUGUAGUAACA